This is a messenger RNA of Penicillium soppii, 390 nucleotides long. Its product is annotated as SCP2 sterol-binding domain-containing protein. NCBI's taxonomy places the organism in Eukaryota, Fungi, Ascomycota, Eurotiomycetes, Eurotiales, Aspergillaceae. The record is from RefSeq and is a predicted model, not a curated record. The coding region runs from base 1 to 390 and encodes 129 amino acids. Gene Ontology annotation, cellular component: cytosol. The transcript has 3 exons.
AUGUCUCUCAAGAAAGAUUCUCACCCUUCAUCCGCCGCCUUCGACGUCAUCAACCAGACGCUCCAGGCCAACGAGGCCGACCGCAAGGAUGCCCUCGAUAAGGCCAAGGCCAUCUUUGCCUUCAACCUGAAGAACGCCAGCGGCGAAGAGGCAGCCUGGUACCUCGAUCUCAAGAACAAGGGCGAGGUCGGGCAGGGUUCUGCCCCCCAAGGGGCCAAGGCUGACGUCACCCUCACCCUCUCCGAUUCCGACUUUGCCCAGCUCGUUGCCGGAAAGGCGAACGCCCAGCGUUUGUUCAUGGGUGGCAAGUUGAAGAUCAAGGGCAACAUCAUGAAGGCGACUAAGAUGGAGCCCAUUCUGAAGAAGGCCCAGGGCGGUGCCAAGCUGUAA